Messenger RNA from Panicum virgatum (switchgrass), 1935 nucleotides. Its product is annotated as MLO-like protein 1. Gene Ontology annotation, biological process: defense response. NCBI's taxonomy places the organism in Eukaryota, Viridiplantae, Streptophyta, Magnoliopsida, Poales, Poaceae. The transcript has 14 exons. The record is from RefSeq and is a predicted model, not a curated record. Gene Ontology annotation, cellular component: membrane. The coding region runs from base 302 to 1783 and encodes 493 amino acids.
UGUUUCUUGUUACUCUCUUCUCUCUCUCCCUCCCUCCUUUUCCUCUUCAACGUCCAAGUCAAUGCUUAUGACCAGCCCCAUCUCGUAAUAAGCUUGUUUAAAUAUGAUGAAGAGGCGACGUCUAAUUUGCUGCCAUCAUGCUCGCCACUUCUGUGCAUGCAUAAUCCCCCCCCCCCCCCCCCCUUUUGACAUUGUUGGGCGGCGAAGAAGAAGAACAGGAAUAAGUAAUUAAGGUGGAGAGUAAAGAGCCGCGCGCACCGCUCCGAUCGAACGCCCUUGCUGGGCUCCGGCGGCGGGCGCCAUGGCCGGGGGAGGGGCCAAAGACGGCUCGGAGAUCACGCUGGAGCACACGCCCACGUGGAUCGUCGCCUCCGUCUGCUCCGUCAUCGUCAUCAUCUCCCUGCUCUUCGAGCGCCUGCUCCACCGCCUCGGCAAGAGGCUGUCGAAAAGCCAUCGGAAGCCGCUGUACGAGGCCCUCCUCAAGGUCAAGGAAGAGCUGAUGCUGCUGGGGUUCAUCUCCCUGAUGCUCAACGUCUUCCAGGGCGCCACGCAGAAGAUAUGCGUCCAGGAGAGCGUCAUGCGCCACCUGCUGCCGUGCACGCGCCCGCCGCCGCGCGCCGCCAGGGAAGCCGCGCACUACGGCGCCGCCGCGUUCACCGGCGUCCUGGGCGGCGCGAGGAGGCUCCUCGCCGGAGGAGGCGCCUCCAGCGACUACUGCCUGAAAAAGGGCAAAGUUCCAAUUCUCUCUAUUGAAGCCAUUCAUCAGCUGCACAUUUUUAUCUUUGCCCUAGCAGUCACGCACGUGGUUCUCAGUGCUGUUACACUUAUUCUUGGAGUCACACAGACAAGAAAAUGGAAACACUGGGAGGAGAAGAUCCAACAAAAUGAUGAUAAUGGUCCUCAAAUGAUCAAACAUGUGCAAGAAUUCAAAUUUAUCCAAUCUCACUUCAAAGGCCAUGGGAAAAGAUGGGGAAUUUUCGGUUGGCUGCGUGCCUUCUUCAAACAAUUUUAUGGGUCAGUCACUGAGGAGGACUACACAACCCUGAGACUUGGCUUCGUCAUGAAACAUUGUAGGGGGCAUCCAAAAUUUAAUUUUUAUGAUUAUAUGAAUAGAGCACUGGAGGUUGAUUUCAAGAAAGUUGUUGGGAUAAGUUGGUACCUUUGGGCUUUGCUUAUUAUAUUCUUAUUACUGAAUGUUCACGGAUGGUAUGUCUACAUAUGGAUAUCGGCAGUCCCUUUCAUUGUGCUACUUGUGGUUGGAAGUAAGAUGGAGCAUAUUAUUACUGAAUUGGCUCUCGAGGUUGCCCAAAAGCAUACGGCAAUAGAAGGGGAUCUAGUUGUGUCUCCUUCGGAUGAACACUUUUGGUUUGGCCGGCCUAAACUAGUCCUCCUCUUGAUCCACAUUGUCUUGUUCCAAAAUGCAUUUGAGAUUGCAUUUUUCUUUUGGUUGUUGGUUACAUAUGGAUUUAAAUCAUGCAUUAUGGGAAAACCAGCAUAUGUUAUUGCUCGACUUGUGAUAAGUGUGAUCAGCCAACUCCUAUGCGGUUACAGCACUCUACCACUCUAUGCUAUAAUCUCACAGAUGGGAAGUUCAUUUAAGAAAGCAAUGUUCGAUGAGAAUAUAUCUAAAGGCCUCACCAAAUGGGCUCAAAAUGCUAGGAAACGUACAAUGAUGUCAGCAACAAAUGUAGGUGAUCGUUCACGUGAUGGUGAGGGAAUUCAAAUGGUGAACCAACGAAGAGUGUCAGCAAUGGAACAAGGGACUGCUAGGCUGACUAAUUGAGUACAUGAGUGUAAUUGCUAAUGCAUAUUGUAUAUAUAUUUGGAAAUUCAGAAUUUUUUAGAUUUGUUUUAUAUGCAAAUUCUUGUAAAUUUAGAUAUUUGUUCAAUACCUCUAAAGUAAUUCAGUCAUUUUAGUUCCAUGCUACACAUUCA